Molecule: messenger RNA, 600 nt
Organism: Diaporthe amygdali
Lineage: Eukaryota; Fungi; Ascomycota; Sordariomycetes; Diaporthales; Diaporthaceae
Exons: 1
Coding region: 1-600 (199 amino acids)
Source: RefSeq, a predicted model, not a curated record
AUGCAACUAAACGUUUUGCCUGCAACUUUGGCUGCUUUGAAGGCGGACGGCACGAUACGAUGCCUUGCCGAUGUCAAGUACCAGCCCGCGUCCCGGCACUCGUCGACGGCGUUUGCCCUGGCUAGGAAUCUGGCCGACGAGUUCACCGCUGCUCUCGUUGGCCAGCUUGGCCACGCAACGGCCACACCCUCAGGCUCAUCAUCACCACCCACAAACACCUGCAAGGCUGCCAGCGCGCAGGCACAGCUGUACGCCACACAGCUCCGCCGCCGCGACCGCAUGCUCGUUUGUUUCGACGUGUUUCUCGACUGCUGCACGCCCGCGUUCCGCAGGGAGAUAGACGAGACGGCCGCGCGGCCCAUCCACGCGGUUGCCAAGCUAGGAGACGACGACAGGUACCAGGUGGACAGGAAGCCGCCCCUGGAUGCGAGGGUUGCCCGCGAGAUUGCGUGGAUACAGGAGGUCGACGAGGGCCCGCGUCCGUACUUCACUGACGACAUGAACCCGCCAUGCUAUGACGACGGAAUCCGCGUUGAAGACAAUUUGGAAGAGCUUUAUCCGGGCUUCUCACCCUCGGAGCGUACUGGCCACCGGGAGUGA